Molecule: messenger RNA, 681 nt
Organism: Mesitornis unicolor (brown roatelo)
Lineage: Eukaryota; Metazoa; Chordata; Aves; Mesitornithiformes; Mesitornithidae
Gene: PSMD10
Product: proteasome (prosome, macropain) 26S subunit, non-ATPase, 10
Exons: 5
Coding region: 1-681 (226 amino acids)
Molecular function (GO): fatty-acyl-CoA binding; protein binding
Source: RefSeq, a predicted model, not a curated record
AUGGAGGGUGAGGUGUCUGACGUGGGGGUCUGCAAUCUGGCCUAUGCCGGGCGUCUGGAGGAGCUGCGGGACCAGCUGCUGCGCGACAGGGCCCUGGCCGCCGUGACCGACCAGGACAACCGGACCGCGCUGCACUGGGCCUGCUCGGCGGGACACACGGACGUCGCCAGCCUUCUCCUCAGCCUCGGCGUGCCUGUGAACGAUAAAGACGAUGCUGGUUGGACUCCCUUGCACAUUGCUGCUUCAGCGGGCCGUGAUGAAAUUGUGAAAGCCCUCAUUGCCAGAGGUGCUCAUGUGAACGCUGUCAAUCAGAACGGCUGUACGCCCCUGCAUUAUGCAGCCUCCAAAAAUAAGCAGGAGAUUGCAGUCAUGCUUUUAGAGAACAAAGCUGAUCCGGAUGCAACAGAUCAUUUUAAAUCUACACCGUUACAUAGAGCAGCAGCCAAAGGAAACCUGAAAAUGGUGCAGAUCCUUCUGCAGCACAAUGCAUCUGUUGAUAUACAGGACUCUGAAGGGAAUACUCCUCUUCAUUUAGCCUGCGAUGAAGAGCGAGUGGAGGAGGCAAAGCUGCUGGUGUCUCACGGUGCAAGUAUUCACAUUGAGAAUAAAGAAGAAUUGACACCACUGAAAGUGGCAAAAGGGGGCCUGGGAGCCACGCUUAAAAGGAUGGUGGAAGGCUAG